AUGAAGACGGAGAAGGACGAGGGGGUGCCCACCUUCUCCCUGGGGGGGAAAUACAAUGGAGAGGGGGCAGGUGAGUCCCCAUGCUGUUGCAGUGAAGCGGCUCUGCCCGGCGGCCCCAUGGCAGUGGUGGGGAACGGAGGGACCCCAGCCCAGGACCUGCGGACGCUGAAGCGCAGACCUGUGCCAGGAAAGCACUACCAGUGCUCGAGCUACGGGUGCAAACUGGCCUUCCCCAGCAUGCAGGAGCUGAUGGACCACCUGAAGGUCCACUACAGACCCACACAGUCCCUCGAGGGUAAAACCUUCCAAUGUCCCACACUGGGCUGCGGAGAAACCCUCCCCAGCAUGCAGGACCUCAUGGCCCACAUGAAGGUGCACUACAAACCAAACCGCUACUUCAAGUGUGAGAACUGCCUGCUGCGCUUCCGGACGCACCGCUCCCUCUUCAAGCACCUGCACGUCUGCUCCGACAGCGCCAGCAGCCCCCCGCUGCCCCCCAGAACCGACAAACCCACCCCACCUGCUACCUCUGCCCUGGAGAAGGACCCCCCGGCCAAGCCCCCGGAGGGGCUCCCCAAACUCCCCGGCGUAAUCCGGCCCCCGGAGAAA
This is a messenger RNA of Mesitornis unicolor (brown roatelo), 609 nucleotides long. RefSeq names its product zinc finger protein 414 (gene ZNF414). The annotation marks the transcript as partial. Lineage: Eukaryota; Metazoa; Chordata; Aves; Mesitornithiformes; Mesitornithidae. The transcript has 5 exons. The record is from RefSeq and is a predicted model, not a curated record.